Elaeis guineensis (African oil palm) is the source of this 1443-nucleotide messenger RNA. The record is from RefSeq and is a predicted model, not a curated record. Lineage: Eukaryota; Viridiplantae; Streptophyta; Magnoliopsida; Arecales; Arecaceae.
GAAAGUUAUUCUCCUUAACUAGCUAAUAUCCAUCCCUUCAUCCGGAACGGGUUCUCACCUUGGCCAUGGCCUCCCUUCCUCUGCCUCUCUUCUUCCUCUUGCUGGUCGUCACUUACAGCUAUUGUAGGACCAUCGAAAACUUAGAUGAAGGUUUCACAGUCGCAAUGGUGAAAGACCCAUUCUAUAUGCGAGAGAACACCACCACCAAGCUCUACUUUCUUGCCGUCGACCCAGAUACACCUUCGGCAGGACACAAAUUCCAAAUCAAGCCUUUGUGGGUGGCAGUUAGUUUUGUAUUGCCUACACUCUGUUUCCUUCUAUGCUGGUUAACCAUAAAACGUUGCAAACGGAUCGUUAGCUACAACAAGACCAGCGCCAGUCGACAGCCAACACUCUUCAGCCCAAUGAUCAGGCGCGCUGAAGAUCUCUCCUUCUUAGAAGAGCUAGACAAUGGUGGCCUCCUCCUAGAAACUAUCGGUCAUGGAGGGUGCGGCGAGGUCUACAAAGCUGACAUUUUCAAUGGUGACAGAGAGAUACUGAUUGCAAUCAAGAGGAUCAUGCAACCAGCAAUCGACGCGAAUAAACUCUGCAAAGAAGAAUCUAAUCUUCUGAACCACCAGAUGCGGCAGAUCAGAUCAGAAAUCCAGACAGUUGGGCAAAUUAGACAUCGAAACCUUCUUCCUCUGUUAGCUCACAUUCCAAGGCCCAAUUGCCAUUACCUUAUCUAUGAAUUUAUGAAGAACGGAUCCUUGCAUGAUGCACUCAAGGAUGUGUCAAAUGGAUUGAGGGAGCUACAAUGGACAGUGCGGUACAAGAUUGCGGUUGAUGUAGCUGCUGGCCUUGAGUAUCUCCACAUCAUGAACAGACCUCGCAUAAUUCACAGAGAUCUGAAGCCAGCGAACAUACUGCUUGAUGAUGAUCUGAAUGCUCGGAUAUCUGAUUUUGGGCUUGCAAAAAUGGUGCCAGACAUAAUAACCAGCGCUGAGAUGAGAUCGGAGGUGGCAGGAACAGUUGGUUACAUUGCACCUGAGUAUCAUCGGACACAAUCUUUUACUGAUAAAUGUGAUGUAUAUAGUUUUGGAGUGACUCUGGCUGUGCUUGUCACUGGCAAGUUUCCAACUGAUAAUUUCUUUCAGACAACUAAUGAGAUGUGCAUUGUAGGAUGGGUUAGGACCGCGAUGGCAUCCAAUGACCCGAGGGUGGUCAUAGACCAGAAGCUGUUGGGGAGCGGCUUCGAGGAGCAAAUGCUACUGGUGUUGAAGAUUGCUUGUUUUUGUACAUAUGAUGAUCCAAAAGAGAGGCCUAAUAGUAGGGAUGUUCAUCAUAUGCUAUCCCAGAUAAAGCAUUAGGGUUGUUAUGAAUGCCUGAAUACUCGAGCAAUAUGGUUCGUUUCUCUGUGUUUUGGCGUAGUGCAAGUUAUCUACUACAUCGAUCCGUUAUUUC